UUACUUUGAUUGUUUUAUGUUAAAAAAAAGCAAUAAGAAUUAAUUAGAAUUGGUUGUUAAGACUAACCAGACAUGGACAUUUAUACAAUUUAUAUAUUGAGCCGGAUUCUUUCCGACAUCCACGGUAACAUCGCUGUUCAAUGUGGUUGCUAAGCAACAUAGUUAGUAAAAGAUUGUUUUGCUAGCUUUGGUCCGCUGCCGUGUAGAAGGGCCUUGUGUCCGGGGCUAUUUUUCAAGGCGGAUUCCUAUCUUGAGAUUUAGUUAAAUGUGUAUUUCGUAUAAACAUAAUUGUAAAAAAACAUCCAGAAACCAUGGUUUGACUCGAAAGCUUGUUGAAUGUAGGCUUCGCCAUGGAAAUGAUGAAGGAGAAAUACAUUGUGAACACGAACGGAGACGAUUACGAAAGAUUUGUUUUCCAUCGUCUUCAAAACUUUGCCAGCAGAGAUGACAGCUCUCAGAGCAGUUUGUUGGCCAGCAGGCAAUGGAGAGAUUACCCUGUGGAAAACCCUGAAAAAAAGCAGUCCAUCUCAGAAGAUCUUAAACCGGAUUCACUAUGGAUGAAACAAUGGUCCGCUCAAAUAAGCCAGGCUUUUCGAACCAGACAGCUGCUGGUUGACUUUGAUGACGGCCGACCAAAAUUCAAACUCCGAGAGCCUCAGGACCUGUUCUCCUUCCCUUCCUCCGGGUACCCAUUUCAGGGGGUCCGCUGGCCAAUGGAGAGUGAGGUCAUUGAUGGCAUCAUCCAGCACAUCGACUGGGACCCCCCCCAGCCCGAGCCCUUCUACCACCCCACGGGCCUGGAGCGAGCCCCGGUCCUAGUGGGGGAGGAGGGGGGGAUCUUGGUGUACUGCAUUGACCUUGCCACUAAGAAGCCGUAUUUCACAUGCUCUCGUGUUGGGGGAAGCCGUGGCCCAAUCAAGAGUGGAAGGGCCUGCACCAUGUGUCUGAAGGAUCCGCCCCUCGAGUUUGAGUCGCGCUUUGAGAGUGGAAACCUGCAGAAGGCCAUUCAAGUGGGUGCCUAUAAUUAUGAGCUCACUCUGCGCCCAGACAUGUACACCAGCAAGCACACCCAGUGGUUUUACUUCAGGGUCAGGGGCAUGAAGGCCGGGGUCAGCUACCGCUUCACCAUAGUGAACCUGAUGAAGGGCCACAGCCUGUACUCCCAGGGGAUGAGACCUCUGCUGUACUCCCAGAUAGCUGCCGAGGAGCAGGGGAGGGGCUGGCAUCGCAUUGGAUCCAACAUCAAGUACUACCGCCACUACCCUCAGACAAGCUUGGAGAACCCCAGCAGCGAAGGCCCCGCCCUGCACUCGCUCACCUGGACCUGCCAGUUCCCGUACGACGCCGACACGUGCUACCUGGCCCACUGCUACCCCUACACCUACUCCCGCCUGCAGCGAUACCUGAGCCGCCUCACCUCCGACCCUGGAACCGCUGCCUACUGCAAGCUCCGCGUGCUGUGCCACAGUCUGGGCGGGAACCCCGUGCACGUGCUGACCAUCACUUCCCCGGAGCGGUGCCGAGGCCCCGAGGGCACGAGGGCCAAAAGAGCCGUGGUGGUGACGGCCCGGGUCCACCCCGGGGAGACCAAUGGCUCCUGGAUGAUGGAGGGCUUGCUGGACUUCCUGUUGGGCGACUCGGACGACGCCCGUCUGCUCAGGGACACGUUUGUUUUCAAGGUGGUGCCCAUGCUUAACCCCGACGGCGUGGUGGUCGGGAAUUACCGCUGCUCUCUGGCCGGCAGGGACCUCAACAGGAACUACAGGACAAUGCUGAAGAACGCAUUCCCCACGGUGUGGCACACGCGCAACAUGGUGAAAAGGUUGACCGCGCAGACGGACGUGGUUCUUUACUGUGACUUCCAUGGCCACAGUCGUAAAAACAACGUGUUCAUGUACGGCUGUAACGACCGGGACGACCCCUCUCUGCAGCUGAACGAGAGAGUCUUCCCACUAAUGAUGAGCAAAAACGCCAAAGACAUGUUCUCAUUCAGGAGCUGCAAGUUCCGGGUGCAGAAGAGCAAAGAAGGGACGGGGCGGGUCGUCAUGUGGCGGCUGGGCGUCAGAAACAGUUACACCAUGGAGUCUACUUUCGGAGGCUCAACUCUGGGGGGCCGGAGCGGGACCCACUUCACCACACAGGACCUGAAGUCUUUUGGCUACUGCCUUUGUGACACCCUGCUGGACUACUGUGACCCGGAUACCACCAAGACUGCGUUGUGUCUGGCUGAGAUGACAUCGUUGCUCAGGCAGAGGGCCAGCAAGCGGUCAGGCCAAGAUUCCAACGCCAUCAUCUCUGUCUACGACCUGGAAUCCAGCACCAGUGGCUCAGAUAGCUCAGAAUCGGAUGGACUGCCGCUACAUUUACUGAAGCAAGGCACUAUGGCUAAGAAACACCGGCUGACCCGCCGAGAGAGGAACAAACUGCGACAGGAUACCGUCAUGAAGAACACACAGGCCCAGAUGCCAACUCCACUUCCUGAUGCCAUGGUGAAGGAAAGGAGCCCGGAGAAGACUUUGGUGUCACAAAAAAGGAAAGAGAAGCCAUCCAGUAACGCACGGGAGAUCGGUCACGUGACCCUGUGGCAGGGCAGAGAGCCAGUCAAGCACGAAAGUGUGGAGGCUCGGAGGACACAUUCAUACAUGCAUCCCAGGACCAGGACCUGUCAUACAGAGCCUCAUACAGAGGGCCAAAGAGAAAGACACGUGUGUACAACUAAGCUGCUCUACCUGAGUGCCAUGCUGCCCUCGCGGUCAGCCCUCACCGAGGAUGAGCGGCAGCCACAGCAGCGGUCCCUGCUGUCGUCGCUGUACCUGAAAGGCCUACGAAGCAGGCAGCAGGCUCCUCGUGCACCGACUACCUACAGGCCUCACUCUGGCAUCCAGUUCAAGGUGGUUCCAGAAAUACUGUCCGUCAGAGGCAACGAGCCGUGGGUCUCCCAGCACAACAGGGUGUCGGUGCAGAACCUGCCAGCUGAGGAUCACUCAUCCUUCAUCUCCCCUUCGACAAAUAUCACCUAUUCUCCCCCAUACAAUCACAGAGUCUUUCCCUCAAAAGCCACCCUAACGGCGGCCAAUGGGGUACGGGCCGGUGGGCUUAGUGAACAGAGACCGGGAGAGCCUCACUAGCCACUGAGUCAUCAGGGAAGAUCAGAAAUAAUAGGAUCUGGGUGUAACCCAGUGUUGCUGAAGAAGCAAUAACUUUGGUGAUUAGUACCUUUUUUUAUGUGUGACAGACCCAAUUGGCCAACGGCUCGGUGCGACAGAAGCUUUUCCACCCUCAGCGUAUGGAAAUCCAGGCUUCAUCAGCCAUCGUCUCCCUGGCGUGACGCCGACUCUCUACAGGCAACAGAAGCCCGGCUGCUGCACUCAGGGAAAAAUAUUCUUUCACAGUGGGGCAGACAGACAGGGCAGCUUGACUGCUCCAGACAUCGAGAGGUUCUGUUCCUUCCUGCCACUCCCCAAAGUGCACGGGUGGCGUGGGGAAGACAAUAGACCCAACAUGUCCCCCACAUAUUGAACUUUUGGUUUUUUAAUUCUUGUAAUGUCACUGUUUACACGUGGAUAGAAAGUGCUGUUCAUAGAAUUUAAACAAAUAACUUAAAGGUGGAACACUGGAAAAUGAAGUUGCUACUUAUGUAAUGCCUGUGAUGUCGUAUUGGUACGAUAUUCAUAUACAGGUAGAUACCUAACCUGUAAUAUAAUAAUAAUGAUUUUGAUGAUGUUUUAAUGAAGGCAUGCCCAAUCUCAAUGAUCUGCCCAACAAUAUUCAAAGUAUUAUUUGUAACCCAACACAGGACGUUUUAUGCAGAUAUAUAUGAUGAUUAAAUAGUGAGCAUUACCUGCAUGAGCAGGCUAUUGCUGUUGUUAUAACCGCCACUGUGUCUCCACCCCAACCCAGCGGCCCACAAACAAAUGCACACCACAAAUGGACUUCAAUAUAAAAAUAUAUUUUUAAAAGCAAAUAACACUGUUCUUUGACAUCAGAUUUUGUGGAAUACAAUUAAUAAUAAU
Messenger RNA from Gadus chalcogrammus (walleye pollock), 4013 nucleotides. RefSeq names its product AGBL carboxypeptidase 2 (gene agbl2). Gene Ontology annotation, biological process: proteolysis. NCBI's taxonomy places the organism in Eukaryota, Metazoa, Chordata, Actinopteri, Gadiformes, Gadidae. The transcript is spliced from 22 exons. Gene Ontology annotation, molecular function: zinc ion binding; metallocarboxypeptidase activity. Bases 351 to 3128 code for a protein of 925 amino acids. The record is from RefSeq and is a predicted model, not a curated record.